Recurvomyces mirabilis is the source of this 4095-nucleotide messenger RNA. RefSeq lists its product as uncharacterized. The record is from RefSeq and is a predicted model, not a curated record. Bases 1 to 4095 code for a protein of 1364 amino acids. The transcript is spliced from 3 exons. Gene Ontology annotation, molecular function: 2 iron, 2 sulfur cluster binding; xanthine dehydrogenase activity; molybdopterin cofactor binding. Lineage: Eukaryota; Fungi; Ascomycota; Dothideomycetes; Mycosphaerellales; Teratosphaeriaceae.
AUGGCGCCAGGCUUGAUAGACCCGCAUCCCGCAGUCGCUGCUGAGACACAGCGAUCCCUUUCAUCUGUGACCGAGCAUUACGACGAUACCCUACGAUUCUACCUCAAUGGCACAAAGGUCACUCUCGACACCGCGGACCCUGAGGUCACCCUUCUGGAAUACCUCCGAGGCAUUGGCUUGACCGGUACGAAGUUAGGAUGUGCAGAAGGAGGAUGCGGAGCAUGUACGGUCGUGGUCUCACAGUACAACCCGACCUCGGAGAAGAUAUAUCACGCUUCUGUCAAUGCGUGUUUGGCGCCGCUUGUUAGUGUGGAUGGUAAGCAUGUUAUCACAGUGGAGGGUAUUGGCAACGUGAAGAAUCCACAUCCGGCACAAGAGCGGAUAGCAAAGGGCAAUGGGUCACAAUGCGGAUUCUGCACACCAGGCAUAGUCAUGAGCUUGUACGCACUACUGCGCAACACCGAGAGUCCGUCAGAGCUUGAGAUCGAGGAGGCCUUCGAUGGAAACUUAUGCAGAUGUACUGGAUAUCGGCCGAUCCUCGACGCAGCUCAGACAUUCGGCGCAUCGAAAGGAUGUGGAAUGGCUAAAGCCAAUGGCGGGAGCGGAUGCUGUAUGGAAAAUGGCCAAACCAAUGGUUCGAAUGGUUGCGGCAAGUCUGAUCAAAAGAAUGUUGCAAACGGCGACGAUCAACCUAUCAAGCGAUUUACACCACCAGGCUUCAUUGAAUACAAUCCUGAUACACAACUCAUCUUCCCUCCUGCAUUGAAGAAGCACGAAUUCAUGCCACUGGCUUUCGGCACCAAACGAAAACGAUGGUACCGUCCUGUCACGGUCCAGCAGCUGCUCGAGAUCAAGUCCGCAUAUCCUUCUGCUAAGAUCAUAGGCGGUAGCACAGAGACACAAAUCGAAGUCAAGUUUAAGGCCAUGCAGUAUACCGUAUCUGUCUUUGUCGGAGACAUCGCAGAGUUGAGAGGCUACAAGUUCGCAGACGAUCACCUAGAGAUCGGUGGCAACAUCACUCUUACCGACCUCGAGGAUUUGACACUCAAGGCUGUCGAACACUAUGGCAAGGAGCGCGGCCAGCCUUUCGAGGCGAUACACAAGCAGAUCAGAUACUUUGCUGGCCGACAAAUUCGCAAUGUAGGCACGCCCGCCGGAAACCUAGCAACUGCAAGCCCUAUUUCAGAUCUCAAUCCUGUCUUCGUGGCGACGAAUGCGAUACUGGUAGCGAGGUCACUAGAAGGAACAAUUGAGAUACCCAUGUCGGAGUUCUUCAAAGCAUACCGCCUUACUGCACUGCCACCUGAUGCAAUCAUCUCCAGCAUUCGCAUUCCUGUAUUUCAAGAGAAGCGGGAGAUCAUGCGAGCUUACAAGCAGUCCAAGAGGAAAGACGACGAUAUCGCGAUCGUCAACUCGGCUCUGCGAGUUCGUCUAGAUGAGAACAACUUGGUCGAGAACUGCAGCUUGGUCUAUGGUGGACUGGCACCAAUCACGAUCGCUGCGAAGGAGGCGGUCGCAUACCUCGAAGGCAAGAAAUUCACAGAUCCGAAAACACUCGAGGGUGUGAUGAACGCUCUGGAGCAGGACUUUGAUCUACGCUUUGGCGUGCCCGGCGGUAUGGCCACAUACCGGAAGAGCUUGGCUCUCGGCUUCUUCUAUCGCUUCUACCAUGAGGUGUUGUCAACCUUGAAUGCUGGGGAUGAUGUCGAGAUUGAUCAAGAUGUGCUGGGCGAGAUCGAACGUGAGAUCAGCAAGGGCCACAAAGACCAUCUUGCUGGUGUCGCUUACGAGAAGAAGAUCAUCGGCAAGGAGCAACCUCAUGUGGCAGCGCUAAAGCAAUGCACCGGUGAGGCUCAAUACACCGACGACAUACCCGUGCAGAAGAACGAGCUCUACGGUUGUCUAGUCCUGAGCACAAAGGCGCAUGCCAAGCUCAUUUCCGUCGAUUCUGCUCCAGCAAUGGACAUUCCCGGCGUGGUAGAUUAUGUUGACCAUCACGAUCUUCCUAACGAAAAGGCCAACUGGUGGGGUGCACCAAACUGCGACGAGACAUUCUUCGCCGUCGAUGAGGUCUUUACCGCUGGCCAGCCUAUCGGUGUCAUCCUAGCCACCUCUGCCGCAGUCGCAGAAGCCGGUGCGCGAGCCGUGAGAGUGCAGUACGAGGAGCUACCUGCGAUCUUCACGAUCGAAGAAGCUAUUGCACAAGACAGCUACUUUGACCAUUAUCGUUUCAUUAACAACGGAGAUACCGAGAAAGCAUUCAAGGAGGCCGACCAUGUCUUUACUGGUAUCGCGCGGAUGGGUGGUCAAGAACACUUCUACCUUGAGACGAACGCUACGGUAUGCAUACCGAAGCCUGAGGAUGGGGAGAUGGAAGUCUGGAGCUCGACGCAAAAUCCCAGCGAGACUCAAGCAUAUGUCGCGCAGGUCACUGGCGUUGCUGCGAACAAGAUCGUGUCAAAGGUGAAACGGCUUGGCGGCGGCUUCGGUGGCAAGGAAACUCGGUCGAUCCAAUUGACUGGUAUCUGUGCUGUGGCUGCGAACAAGACGAAGCGCCCAGUUCGAUGUAUGCUGAACCGUGACGAGGACAUCAUAACAUCUGGUCAGCGCCAUCCUUUCUUGGCAAGGUGGAAGGUCGCGGUCAAUAAGGAUGGCAAGCUCCAGGCUCUCGAUGCAGAUGUGUUCAACAAUGGAGGCUGGAGUCAAGACUUGAGUGCUGCGGUGGUUGAUCGAGCACUUUCUCACAGCGACGGCGUCUACAACAUCCCCAAUGUCUAUGUGCGUGGCCGUAUCUGCAAGACUAAUACUGUAUCGAAUACUGCUUUCCGAGGAUUUGGUGGUCCGCAGGGUAUGUUCAUCGCCGAGACAUACAUGGAGGAAGUCGCGGAUCAUCUCAAGAUGCCUGUCGAGAAGCUGAGGGAGAUCAACAUGUACAAGCCGAACGAAAUUACUCACUUCAAGCAAGAACUGAAGGACUGGUAUGUGCCGCUCAUGUGGAAGCAGGUACUACAGGAUAGCGAGUACGACAGACGGAAGCAAGAGGUCGAGGAGUUCAACAAGAAGAGCAAGUGGAAGAAGCGUGGUAUAAGCAUCAUCCCGACCAAAUUUGGCAUCAGCUUCACUGCUCUGUUCCUCAAUCAGGCUGGCGCUCUGGUGCAUAUUUACCACGACGGAUCUGUGCUAGUAGCACAUGGUGGGACAGAAAUGGGCCAGGGUCUGCACACGAAGAUGACCAUGAUUGCGGCUGAAGCGCUUCAAGUGCCAUUGGAGAACGUCUUCAUCUCUGAAACAGCGACCAACACGGUGGCGAACACUUCUUCGACAGCAGCGUCUGCUUCUUCAGACCUGAACGGCUACGCCAUUUGGAACGCCUGCGCUCAGCUCAACGAACGUCUGGCACCGUUCCGAGAAAAGCUUGGUCCGGAUGCCACUAUGAAACAGCUCGCGCAUGCAGCAUACUUCGAUCGUGUCAAUUUGAGCGCCAACGGCUUCUACAAGACUCCAGAUAUCGGCUAUGUCUGGGGUCCAAACACUGGCCAGAUGUUCUUCUACUUCACGCAAGGCGUUGCUGCUGCCGAAGUGGAGAUCGAUACUUUGACCGGUGAUUGGACAUGCAAGAGAGCAGAUAUCAAGAUGGAUGUUGGCAGGUCCAUCAAUCCAGCCAUCGAUUAUGGCCAGAUUGAAGGUGCUUUUGUGCAAGGCCUGGGCUUGUUCACGCUGGAGGAGUCAUUGUGGCAUCGUGCUAGUGGGCAGAUCUUCACCAAAGGGCCUGGUGCAUAUAAGAUUCCCGGCUUCCGCGACAUUCCGCAAGAAAUGAAUGUCAGCCUGUUGAAGGACGUCAACUGGGAGAACCUCCGCACCAUUCAGCGUUCGCGUGGUGUUGGUGAGCCGCCACUAUUUAUGGGCAGCUGCGUCUUCUUCGCCAUCCGAGAUGCACUGAAAGCUGCUCGCAAGGAGUGGGGAGUGGAGGACGUGCUGAGUCUGAGGUCGCCAGCUACCGUGGAGAGGAUCAGAGUGAGCUGUGCGGAUCCCAUCGUGAAGCGAGCGCUCGUGAAACCACAGGAGGGCGAGAAGAGCUUCUUCAUUAGCAUAUGA